UGGAAGGGUGACCACGGCUGGUUCUGUCUCUGUCUGCGCACGAGUCUGAGAGGGAAAAACCCUAGCCGCCUUCCUCCAUCAGUCCGUCCCAAGCCCGCGACACCAUGGCUGCAUCCAACGGCGGUGGCGGCGGCCCGGGCCCCGGGCCGAUCUCGGCCGAGGCGGAGGCGGCGUUUGGAGAGGCCAUCAGGCUAGUGUUCGGGCGGUGGACGGCGCUGCAGAUGGCGGUGGAGAACCAGUGGGGCGGCCGCGACUCUCGCUCCAAGGCCGAUCAGUUCGGCGAGUCCAUCCUCUUCUGGUUCUGCCGCACUAAGGGUCCACAUUAUUUCGAAGACUUGGUGGAUAUGAUGUAUGACACAAUUUCUGAAUCCUUCAAUUCUGACUUUGAGGAUAAUAGUGUUGAGGAGGUUGCUGAACAGUUAUUGAUCAUACAUGAAGAAUGUCUGCAAAACAAUUAUUCUUCUAUAGAGAAGUUAAGGAACUCACAUGUUCAGGGGAAUGCUGUUUCUCAAAGUAGACAGAUAGUGGCCGAUGAUGACGAUGACAGUGAUAGCUCAGAUGAUGGUGAUGACACAUCAAUGAUGGAGGAUCAAGAGGCUCCUCCGGAAGAAAUGGCAGUGGACAGGCCAAGGCCGCCCAGGCCUACACCCGAUGCCGAUGGGUGGACCGUUGUGCCUCCUAGGCGUGGUGGUCGCAACAGGAAUUAGGCACAGCUGGAAACCUUGCUGAAUAUAUACAUGUUGCUAGCUGCCGGCUUUCGUACGCGGUGUUUCUGAGUGUUGCGGCUUCAUCCUUUACAAUGUAUCACUCGGGAUUUUACUCGACAGGGAUGAUGUUGAGUGUGUAGUAGUAUGUUUUGUUUGCCACCGCCCACCAAAUUGUUGUAAACAUGGUAAUUAUUAUAGAUACAACUGUGAUCAGGUUGAGUGCUGCAGUGUCAUCGUUUA
Molecule: messenger RNA, 947 nt
Organism: Sorghum bicolor (sorghum)
Lineage: Eukaryota; Viridiplantae; Streptophyta; Magnoliopsida; Poales; Poaceae
Product: pre-rRNA-processing protein TSR2
Exons: 4
Coding region: 105-707 (200 amino acids)
Biological process (GO): maturation of SSU-rRNA from tricistronic rRNA transcript (SSU-rRNA, 5.8S rRNA, LSU-rRNA)
Cellular component (GO): nucleus
Source: RefSeq, a predicted model, not a curated record